Durusdinium trenchii is the source of this 1029-nucleotide messenger RNA. Lineage: Eukaryota; Dinophyceae; Suessiales; Symbiodiniaceae. The record is from the annotation of a GenBank genome assembly.
AUGAAGCGCGCACUCACAGCCGCAUCCAGGAGACUUUGGGCCCUUGCCACUCAAGUUGCGAAGUCAGCCCUCACAGCUGACCAAGCGCGUGACAAAUCCACAGAACUUCUGGAGAAAGGUAAAGUACUACUUGAUGCAUUGACCUUGCCAGAGGUGACACUCAACACGGAGUUGAUGGCAAAGAUUACCGCUGUCAAGUCCUACCAAGACGUGUUGAUCAACAUUGCGGACAAGGAUUUGCAAGAGCAAAUGUCUGGCCUCAAGGACCAAAUUAAGGCCACAGUUGAGGAGAAGAUCUGUCCAGCCGAGAUCAUGUCAGAGUUCACAGGUUGGCUGUCCUUGCAGUGGCAGCAGCCACCAGAGUCGGCAGAUGAGACUUCUUUGCUGUUGGCUUCUUCAGACAAGCUCAAAGACUUUUGGUCCAACUUGUCAAUCAAAGGACUGGGGGUUGAAAGUGCGACCUGGUAUCAGUUGGUGAUCAUUCUGGAGAAGCUGGAGGCAUUUGAAAAACAUGAGUCCUCGAAGCGGAUGUUUGCUGCACUGACAUUGCGACAUGAGUUGGAUCAACAGUGCCGGAAGCUUCGGUCCAACCCAUCUUGGGCAGAGGCGUUGAAGGGUGCCACAGGAAGACUUGAUCUCCUGACAGAAGAGAUUGGCUUCUCACUCCUCAAGAGUGCUGCACAGAACAGUGGUGAAAAGGAGGCUUACAAGAUUUGUCAGGGCUUCCCGCAUUGCCAUGGAAAGCUGGCGUCGUGUUUCGAAAUCUUGGCAAAAGCCAGCACUUUCAAGGCCAUUUCUGAGGAGCGCAUCUCAGACGACAUUGCGGGUUUGGCCAAGUGCAUGGGUGAGAUUGUGGCUGUGGCUUCCACAGACUCCACUUUGCUUGCGGCCAUGCUACCUUCCUGUGGCCCAGCUCACAAGGCCUACUUGGACAAGGUCUUGGACGUGCUGAAAAUUGAUCUCGAUGACACGUCCAUGAAGCUCUCUGAUUGGAGUGAAAGCCUCGCACGCUUCAGGCCAUCGAGUUGA